AACGUUCAGCAAAACAUUCUGUUUCGGCUCACCAGUGACAUUUUCUUUACCAAAUACAUAUUUUGUAUUAUUUGUUAUUGCUCAUUGUUUAUUAUUAACCAUCUUGGUUUAUUACUCUUAUUUUGUUUAUCGUGUCCGGUGUGUGACGUCAUUCCUGGCGACAGUAACUACAACAUCCCGAGUCCGCUUUUGCAGCUUGCGCAUCAGAAACAACUAAUAUAUAAUAUACCCAGAGAAGGAGAAACGUAUACCUGUAUGCAUAUCUGUGAUGUUUAUUACUGUUUAACCCCGCGUUGCCUUGCCAAUUGAGCUUGUUGAAAGUGAAGUGAGACAGGGAUGGCGGAGGAAGAAGAGCGCGGACCCGGUUCGGUCUUUCAGAUGUUUGUGCUGAUGGAGGAUCUGCUGGAUAAACUCAAGGUUCUGGAUUAUGAACAGCAUGUUCUGGAUAAACACAACAUCAAACCCCUUUCCAGGCAUUAUUUUGUCUCUAGCCCUCAUGUGUUGUCAAAUCCUGGAGAGCAGUUCUAUAUGUUCAGUGUGAUUGCUGCCUGGUUGAUUUCUCUGUGCGGGCGGCCGUUUGACACACCGCAAGAGUAUGAUGACCCCAACGCCACCGUCUCCAACAUCCUGUCUGAGCUGCGUGCCCUGGGAGGCCAGGUUGAUUUCCCCCCAUCAAAGCUGAAGUCUGGGUCUGGAGAGCAUGUCGUUUAUGUUCUAGAUCAGCUGGUAGAAAAGGCGCUAAAGAGUAAAGGAUUCACCUGGGACAGGCCGAUGUACCCGUCUGUGGAGGUGGAAGACGAGUGUGUGCAGGAAGAUGAUGCUGAGCUCACACUCAGUAAAGUUGAGGAAGAAAUGACACAGGAGGAUGAGGAGUAUGAGGAAGAGGAUGGCCUUGAUUUAGACACGUUGAAGACCAGAACCAAUCAGAUUGAACUCAGCGGAUCGAGGCCUGCGGUGGUUCUGGAGUCAGAUGUUGAUGCCGCUGAGUGGAAUCUGGAGGUGGAGCGAGUUCUUCCACAACUAAAAGUCACCAUUCGAACCGAUAACAAGGAUUGGAGGAUUCAUCUUGAUCAAAUGCAUCAACAUCAAGAAGGCAUCAACACAUCCUUGCAAGACGCCAAGGGGUGUCUGUUUAAAUUGAGGGAGGACAUCAGUAAAACACUGGAGAAAGUGAGCAGUCGUGAGAAAUAUCUCAACACUCAGCUUGAGCAUCUUAUUUCGGAAUACCGCCAGGCACAAGCACAGCUAAACAAGGUAAAGGAGCUUUAUCAGCAAGCCAGUGGAGGCGUCACAGAGAGAACCAGGAUUCUGGCUGAAAUCAGCGAAGAGCUAGAAAAAGUCAAACAGGAAAUGGAAGAGAAAGGCAGCAGCAUGUCUGAUGGAGCUCCAGUGGUGAAGAUCCGUCAGAGUCUGACCAAGCUGAAGCAGGAGCUUGAGCAGAUGGAUGUUCGGAUGGGAGUGGUGGAGCACACGUUACUGCAAGCCAAACUCAGAGAGAAAAACAACAUGACCAGAGACAUGCAUGCGACACACCUCUUAGAACCCAACACACAACCCUACUGAGUCCCACACUCUGGUGAUGUUGGAUGUGUUGGUUAUAUUUCAUAUUUUGUGUUUAAAUAUGUUUUAAGUGUAAAUAACAAAAUAUCUAGUAUUGAACAAUAAAGUAUAUAUACUCACUAC
Molecule: messenger RNA, 1683 nt
Organism: Cyprinus carpio (common carp)
Lineage: Eukaryota; Metazoa; Chordata; Actinopteri; Cypriniformes; Cyprinidae
Gene: ift57
Product: intraflagellar transport 57 homolog (Chlamydomonas)
Biological process (GO): non-motile cilium assembly; intraciliary transport
Cellular component (GO): Golgi apparatus; cilium; centrosome
Source: RefSeq, a predicted model, not a curated record